AUGGUGGCUCUGCUCAGACACGCAGCUUCACAUCCGCCCUGGCUUGGAUCAUGCCGUAAUCAUCUGACUGGUAGCCUCACAGAGAUCCCCUAUGAGGCCAUCCUGACCCAGACCCAGACCCUGGAGGUGCUGGACCUGAGCUACAACCUGCUGCAGGAUCGCCUGGAGAAGCUGAGUACUCUGGUCCUGGACUGUAACUGCUACACGUCCCACGUCAAGUUCCCGUUCAUGGACACGCUAACCACUCUGUGCAUCAACAAGAACAACAUCAACAACCUGCCGCUGUUCGUGGAUGAGGUCAAGAAGAAGUUUCCCAGCAUCAGGUAA
Knipowitschia caucasica is the source of this 327-nucleotide messenger RNA. The record is from the annotation of a GenBank genome assembly. Lineage: Eukaryota; Metazoa; Chordata; Actinopteri; Gobiiformes; Gobiidae.